UCCAAGUGACAGUGAACGCCUCAUUCGGAGCAUGCGCAGUGCUCUGAAAGCACCCUGUUGGUCACGUGUGAAAACAAACUGUUCUCUGCUCUUCCUCGCCUCAAAGUUUUGUCUUUCUGUUCAGUCCAGUUGUUAAUAGUGCGGCUUCAAUUGAUUCUAGUUUAGUUUAAACUUUAAAUACAAAAAUGUCACUUUAGUUUCCGGCGUGUUCGCGGGUUUGCGGUCUGGGCGUGACCAAUGGCGUCAAUGGAGUGGGUGACAGUUUGUAGUAACAUCCUUCUGUCCACCACAGCUUUGUACUUUUCGCGCAAACUCUUCAAGGAUCACAGAGGCCCCUCAGUUGGUCUCUUCCUCCUCUGUCUCUCUGCCACACUCCAUGUCCUCCUGCCUUCAAGCUCACACCUGGCCUCUCUCAGAAGGGAAGUCACCUGGGCUGGGGAGGUGCUGGCACCAGUGCUGGUUACUUUUGACUUCCUAUGGCUCAGCGAGGAUCACAGCACCGCCGGGAUCCUCCUGUUAGGCUCCUGUCUGCUGCUGGGACUCUCAGACUGGCUCUCGGCUGAUACUCUGACCGUCCUGACCCGCUGCCUGGGUCUGUCCUCUCUGUCCUGCUGCCUGAUGGUGUGUCUGUUUGCUGGGAAUGUUUUAGGAGCCGCAGGAGGUGUAGCGCUCAGUCUGCCGUUACUUGUGGUGCAGCAGGUUGAACCCACCGUUGUUGCUCCGCUUGUAGCUCCAGCUGCGACAGAAGGACUCAUGAAGUGGCUCUUAAACGCUUUGCUGUCAGUGGGAUGCUGGGCGUCCACACGAGCUCUGGGACAGUUUCUGUUGGACGUAACUGAUCGAUAUAACAUUUGAACCACAGAUCCUCCAUAUGCUUGCACAGAACUGACUAUUUUUAAUACCUUAUAUUUAUCAAUUUAUUCACGUCAGAGGUUGGAGGAUUUACAAUUGUUAGCUUCACCACAAAUAACUGAAGAACUUUAAUCUCAUUUGUCUUAGAAAUAGUGAACAUUUUUCCCAAAUUAAUUGCCAAAUGAUGUGCCAAAUUGAAGAAUUCAACAAGGGCUUAUUGGUGUAAAAAAUAAAAACUUUAAUGAUAAAAGACAGAAAAGUUGAAUGAUGAUCCUUGUCAGGUAUGGUGAAUUCAAAAGAGGAGAAGAAAUUAAUGUAAUAAACAGGCAGAAAAUCCCCUGCAGAUUGGUGAUUGGCUGGUUAUACUUUAGUAACCAGGAUGUAAUCGAAGACGAGGAGGAAUGAAGAGUCCCAGCAACAGCAAAACCCAAAACUGCAAGAAUUCAAAGCGGACUGUCCUACAUUUAAUACUAUAACCAGGAGUCUGGAAGAGAAUCUGUGGCUGAUUUGUGGGGAGUCAAAGUAAAAAGGCAUUGAGAAUUUAAAAGCUAACUCCUGUCUGACUUACAUACAGAUUGAUGAACUUGGGGUCCUAACAAACUAAAUAUUGGAGUCCUCGACAAACUGGAAAAUGAAGCAAAAAUGCCUCAAAUCACUGCAAAAACAAGAAUUAAGUAAAAACCAUUCCCACCACAUUUGCAGAUUGUCCUUAAAUUGGUAAAAAAAUCUGCCAAUGGGGUGAGGAAAAUGUUCUUAUUUUAAGAAAAAAACAUUUCUUGUCACUAAGACAUGUUUCCUUAAAUUAUUUUGCAAUUGAAAAACUUUCUUGAUAAGAUUAUUUUUCUUGCAAGACAGAAAAUAAGAUUUUUUUUGCAAUAAAAGUCUUUUUCCUUUCUUAAGAUUCUGUUUUUGCAGUGUUUACGAGCUAACCUGUGAUCAAGCACCUUGUUUUUGAGAUAAGACAACAGCAAAAUGCUAACAAACUUUUGUUUGAUAGCUUUAGACAAACAACUCUUUUGGGUUAACUUAAUUUUUCUGGGUUAUCAAUUCUAUUUCCAUUUUUUGAUGUCAAACAUUUCAUACUGAUUAAAGUGGGACUGAAGCGUUGCAGAUUUCUUUGUGGUUAUUUUAUUUCCUAUUACACUCUGCAGACUCAGCAUCAAUGACAACAGUAUUUUUUCAGCUUUUUGACAUCUUUAUUUACCAUCACUCUCCUUAAAUUGAAUGACUUGACCUUUUAACUCGCCACAACCUAAAUUGAUUGUUAUUAUCAUCCCCACUAGAGCCCUUUUAGGACCCUAGAUAUAUAUUCUUUUUUUUUGUACAGAUGAUUGGAUGGGAUGCUGCAGAUGGUCUUUAGGGAUUUCAGGAGUGUGAAUGCGGACAAAUUCCUCCUCUGGUUCAUUGCAGUAUAUCAGCAAGUAUCUCUGGCUCUGCUCCAGCUUUUGGAAACAGUUCUUCUGUUUAACCUCAAAGCUGAUCAGUGAUACUUUUUUAAGAUUUUCACUUCGGUAGACAUGUUUGAUUUUUUUCAGAUUACCACAUUAGUGGUAUAUUCACAGAAUAAAUUAACAGAAUAAGUAAUUUUUAAGAUUAUUUCUUGUUAAAUUUAGAUUUUUAGAAGCAAAUUUCCUCAUCCAUUAUCAGCCCUUUUCUGUGGUAUCAGCCUCAUUCCCUCACCUUCACCGGUCUCCAUGUCAGUCUAAUCUAUCACAGCAUCCCUGCAGCUAUAUGAGAAAAGCCCACUGAGCAUGCUCCCUGCAGCUGCCGCCUGUGGAUGGAGCGAUGUAGAGAGAAGGAACAGAGGGAGGAGAGAGGAUAUGGGAUAAACGGAGCAGUGCAGCGGUGCUGCUGCAGCUCUGAGAACAACGGCUGCAUACCUAACACCACAGAUGGAGCGUGACAGCAGCCUCAGAAUGGCUGCAACGACCGACGGCCAUCACCAAAGGGAACACAUCCUUUAAGGUGAGACUGGACCGCGUGAAGAUGUAUGCCUUUUACUCCCUUUUAGUCUACAUCUUCUACACUGUCUUCAAAAAAGAGGAGGAGGAAGGCUUGCAGGGGGAACACGAUGCUUCCCCAGACGAGCCAGGACCUGUUACCAUGGAAACAAGGAGCAAGAGAAGUGAUGGCCACACCCCCAGAAUGAGAAAGAAAGCUUGUGCCCGUUUAAGUGAAUCAAGCAGCAGCAGUGACAGUGAUGAAGUGAGUGACGAGGAUGAGGAGGAUGACUCGGUCAAACCAGCAUGUACUCCUCUAGCUGCCUUUUUGUCUUUCAAACAAGAGUCUGAGAAGAGGAGGACCCCCCCAGUCCACCUGGACACACCAGGAAAGACCCCACCGCUGACGGACUCUCCCCUGGUGGCCGUGAUGUCCCACUUGCUGAGCUUUUUGGAGCAGUACUCCCACUUCCAGCAGCUCCAGCAGCAGGCCGACCAGUACCGAGUGCAGCUGAAGAGGCACCGCGUCCAGCACCGACGUCAGAUGAAGGCCCUGCGGGCCUCAUACCGCCAGCGCCUCCGAGACAAGAACAACAUCAUCAGCAGCCUGGAGGAGGCUGUCAGCCAGCAGCAGAGCCCCAGCCCUUUGAGUGACGGUGAGUCGAGCAGUAACAUCGGGACUCCGGCUGGGGUUCACAGGCUGGUGGAGUCUCUGUAUGGCCUGCAGGGUGAGAGGAGUAAACUGAGAGGAGAACUGCAUCUGCUGCACUCCCAACUGGAGCAAAAAGAACAAGACAGACACUCGCGCAUACAAGCCUUUCAGCAGCAGAUUGAUGAGCUGAAGAGCUGCAUUGAAGAGCGUGAAGAGGAGCUGUCACGGCUGAGAACAGCAACAGGCGCCACAGACUCAGAGAAGCGAGUGCUGUGUCUGUCAGCAGAGAACGAGAGCUUGAAGCAGAGUCUGAGCGUGACGCAGGGCCUCCUGCAGCAGCUGUCCACCAUCCCGUCUCAGUCCAGCAACAUGCUCGUCAAGGAAAACGAGAAUCUGCGCAGCAGAGUGCAGCAGCUGGAGAGCUCUCUGCAGCAACGGGCCGAGCAGCUUUCACAACUGGAGAGAAGGAGCGAGCAGAGCGAGUGGAGGAGAGCGGAGGAGCUGAGGAAACGAGAGGACAGAGUGAGGGAGCUGCAGCUGGAGCUGGACAGAGAGAAGGGGAAGGAGCCCGUUGUAAAGUAUGUGACUCAGACUGUGGAGGUGGAAUCAGCAGCAACUGUGAAGCAGCUGAAUAAGGCCCGACAGAGGAACGAGGUGUUGGCUGGAAGGCUGUCUGAUCAGAACGAACGCUGCAGGCAGCUGGAGGAGCAAAUCCGGAAGUCUGAUGAGUACAGCUGCAAUCUGCAGCACAAGAUCGCAGCGUACGAGCGAGAAAUCACCAAACUGAGGGAGGAACUGUUGAAAGAAAUUGGACAUUUGGAGGAGAGGAAGGAGGAAGCGGUGAGAGCUGCUGCCAGCUGCUCAGCCGACCACUUUCAGAACCUGCAGGAUCAGUUCUUCAGCUUGCAGAAGCGUCUCACAGCACUCCCUCCCACUUUACGCUCCAUGAAGACAGACUACGCCAGCCUGAGGAGCCAAGUUCGAAACUUCUCAGACUUUUAUGGCAGUGCCAUCAAUGAAGCAAAAAAGCAGAUUGCAGCUGCCAUCAACGAAAUGUCUGAAGCCAACAAAGAUCUCCUGGAGAAGUACAGAAAAGAGGUUGCGCUGCGCAGGAAGUACCACGAGCAGCUGGUGGAGCUCAAAGGCAACAUUCGCGUUCUGUGUCGUGUGAAGCCUGUGCUGAAGGAGGAUCAGCACGAGGAGGGUCAGUCCGUGGUCGUAGCCACCGAUCCCAACAAUGAAUCCUCUCUGACGGUGAUAAGCAAAGGAAAAGGUCGGAUCUUUGAGCUGGACAAGGUCUUCCAACCGCAGGCCACUCAGGAAGAGAUCUUUCAGGAGAUUGAGCCUCUUGUGACGUCGUGCAUUGAUGGAUACCAUGUUUGCAUAUUUGCAUAUGGGCAGACGGGCUCUGGAAAAACUCACACUAUGGAGGGCACCGUGGAAAACCCUGGAAUCAACCAGCGAGCUCUGAAACAUCUCUUUAAUGAGAUCGAGGAGAGGAAGGACAUGUGGUCCUACACCGUCUCCGUCAGCUCUGUGGAGAUCUACAACGAGGUGUUGAGAGACCUGCUUAGUAAGGAUGGAGAGAAACUGGACAUAAAGAUCAACCCGGAUGGAACGGGACAGCUGCAUGUGCCCGGCCUCAGAGUGAUAGAGGUGAAGAGUUUUCAGCACAUUAAAAAGAUUUUAGCCACAGCUCGACGGAACAGGAUCACCUUUGGCACUCAGAUGAACCAGCACAGCUCUCGCUCCCACGCCCUGCUGUGCAUCACCGUUCAGGGCACAGACCUCGCCACGGGCUCCAAAACCACAGGCAAGUUGAACCUGGUGGACCUGGCGGGCUCAGAGAGGGUGUGGAAAUCUGGUGCAGAGGGAGAGAGGCUGAAAGAAGCCCAAAAUAUCAACCGCUCGCUGCUGGCUCUGGGGGACGUCAUUCAGGCUCUCCGUGCUCGGCAGACUCACAUCCCCUUCAGGAACUCCCGCCUCACCUACUUACUGCAAGACUCUCUGGGCAAAGGCAGCAAAACCGUCAUGGUGGUCCAGGUUUCUGCUCUGGAGAGCAACGUGGGAGAAACGCUGUGCUCUCUAAAGUUUGCCCAGAGGGUGUGCAAGGUGGAACUAGGUCCUGCAGCCAGGAAGAUUGAAUCCGGCGUGGGGCAGUGCGACUGAAUCCUCCGGAGUCUGCCAGAUCAUCAUCCGGCACUAGAAUAAUCCUCAAAGCUCUGCAGCAAUCCUGAUCAAGGGCUAAAUGUGCAGCUGUGGCCGAAACUCCUCCAUCAUCACGAACUUCUGUUGCCAUAAUUCUUAAUCUGCAUGCAGGAGUCAAACGAUGCGAGGCCUCAUUCUUCUUCCAGCCCAACAGAACAAUUCUCAGUGAUCAUUUUAGUCAGUAUAUCAACACAUCAGUUCAUGCUGAGUUACUCAUCCUGCUGUAAAUGCCUGUAGUUUGUAAUCUUCAUCCCAAAUAUGAUGUAUAUCCGAAGAUUGUAGUGUGUAGGAGCGGCUGAAGUACAAGCUGCUCAUUUAUGUCACAUUUAAGUCGCAGAUUUGUGCCGUUUUUGUGAGUUCCUCUUUAGCAUUGUUUGCCUUUCGUGGCAGGAAUCUGUUGUGGAAGGAGCGGGUGGCCUUUACGUCAUGAGCUGUGCAAUACGCUCCUUCAAGAUGACGGGAGUUUUGACUGAAGAUGCACUUUAUUGUGAAAGGAACGGAUCAUUUCAGCUCAAACGCUUGUAAUAGAGUUCACUAGUGAAAUUCAUACCAAAUACUGUUUAUGGGUUCAAUUUGUUCAUUGAUUUAUCAGCUGCUUAAAGAAAGUUAGCUUUUGACUUUAAUGUAGCAACACAUCGAUGUCGCAUCAACUACCUUGAGUGCUUAGGAGUCGCUAAUGAUAAAGAGUGAAUCUUCAGGUAAUUUUAUCAAUAAAUAUGGAUUUUAAAAAGUG
Molecule: messenger RNA, 6385 nt
Organism: Oryzias melastigma (Indian medaka)
Lineage: Eukaryota; Metazoa; Chordata; Actinopteri; Beloniformes; Adrianichthyidae
Product: kinesin-like protein KIFC3
Exons: 21
Coding region: 2839-5613 (924 amino acids)
Biological process (GO): microtubule-based movement
Molecular function (GO): microtubule motor activity; microtubule binding; ATP binding
Source: RefSeq, a predicted model, not a curated record